Molecule: messenger RNA, 1739 nt
Organism: Drosophila ananassae
Lineage: Eukaryota; Metazoa; Arthropoda; Insecta; Diptera; Drosophilidae
Product: solute carrier family 2, facilitated glucose transporter member 1-like
Exons: 6
Coding region: 72-1628 (518 amino acids)
Biological process (GO): monosaccharide transmembrane transport
Cellular component (GO): membrane
Molecular function (GO): hexose transmembrane transporter activity
Source: RefSeq, a predicted model, not a curated record
AUGGUCCAUUACCCAGCACGGUUUUUCCGACAAAAGCUUCCAUAAGAAACAAUCUUCGCAUCAAAAGCGUCAUGGAACAGAAGAAGACAAGAGGGCAGCCACUUGACAGAACACGGAGUAUCACAGAGACCCCACUAAUGGCACAUAGAAAGCAACCUCGGCAAGAACUUCCUCAGUGGAGCUGGACCCUCAAGUGGGCGGCGAUCGGUUCUUCGAUUGGAGCUGCAGUUCCUGUGGGCUACUGUACAGGGGUGAUGAAUAGCCCCGCAGAGCUCAUGCGCACCUGGUGCAAGGAAACAUUGGCCUAUCGGUACGAUCUCCACCUAGGCGAAUCCGGUAUAGAACUUCUUUGGUCGGCAGCCGUAUCACUGUUCCUUGUGGGAGGAGCCUUGGGAUCCGUGACGGGGGCCACCAUGGCCAAUCGCUUUGGACGUCGGGGUUGCUUUCACAUAUGCGGCAUCCUACUUGCCCUGGGGGCCGCCUGCUUUUAUGCGUGCCGCCCAUUACGAUCGGUUGAACUAUUGCUAGUCGGAAGACUGUUAGUUGGACUGGCUGGAGGUCUCGUUACAGCAUUCAUGUCCAUGUGGCAUAGUGAACUCGCAGCACUAUCCCAGCGAAGCACUUUGGCACCGUUAUGCCCCAUGGGCUUGACGCUGGGCGUCGUUGUAUCACAAAUCUGUAGUCUACGGUCAUUGCUCGGCGGCGUCGAGUACUGGCACCUGGGACUAGCUUUCUAUGGCGUUCUGGUAGGGCUAUUCUAUGCUCCUUUUAAAUGGUACCCGGAGAGCCCUAAAUGGCUGUACAUCGUAAAGGGCCGCAAAGAGGAGGCUCGGCAACAGCUGAUGAAGCUCCGGGGAUAUGCCAUGGACAGCCCCGCUUUGCAGGAAGAGUUGGACGACAUGGAAUCGGAAGCCACUUCUAAGGCAGCGGCAAGUGGCUUUCUGGAUGUUAUCCGAGAUCCUAGCCUGCGCCUUCCCCUUAUCAUUGUCUGCGCCUUCCUUGGCGGGCAGCAAUUAUCAGGCAUAAACGCGAUCUUUUACUAUUCAGUGUCUAUAUUUCGAAAAGCGGGUUUAACACCGCAGGCAUCAGAGUGGGCCAAUCUUGGGGCAGGUUCCCUUAAUCUGGCCACUUCGAUGGUGGGCCCGAUCCUACUGGAAAGGGUGAAUAGGAGGCCGUUGAUGCUAUUCUCCACCCUCCUAUGCACCGUCUGCCUGUUCCUGUUCGCUAUGUUGCUUUAUUUUAUCGAAAGCGUUAGCUGGUUUGCCGUUGGUUGCAUUGGGUGCAUUUUCCUCUACAUAUUUUUCUUUCAGUUUGGUCUUGGACCCAUGCCCUUUUUUAUCGGAGCAGAAUUAUUCGAACAGGCGCCCCGACCCGCCGCUAUGGCUUUAGGUAGCGUUGUCUACUGGUCUUGUAACUUCAUCAUAGGAAUGGCCUUUCCCACGCUGCAGAACGCAUGGGGAGCUCUGGUGUUUUUGCCGUUCUCAAUCACAUGUCUCUUUCUUUAUGUUUUAACGAAGUACUAUAUGCCCGAAACUCGUGGCAAAAAUCCCUCUGACGUAGCUCCACUUGUCGCUAAUGGGUUCCGAUCCAGAGUACGGGAGAUCGCUCACCUUGCGAACCAAUCUUAGACAUUCUCAUCCUCCACCUCCUCCACAAAUCAUAAAAGUCACUGUGACUUCUAUCAAACGUAAAACUUCUAAAAGGAGAUAGUCUAGGCUUUGAAUUGGAAGGCCUGUUCA